Molecule: messenger RNA, 454 nt
Organism: Dentiscutata erythropus
Lineage: Eukaryota; Fungi; Glomeromycota; Glomeromycetes; Diversisporales; Gigasporaceae
Source: the annotation of a GenBank genome assembly
AAAUUUACGUUAUGAACCUUAUGUUCAUUCUGAAUUUAAACUUCCUUUUAGUUAUCGUGGAAAUAAUGAGAGGUUUAUAUAUUAUCAAACUUGGUUUUUGCCAACUGCAAGUGUAAUACGUGAUGUUGAUAUCCUUUUUAUUCAUGGAUUAAAUGAUUAUGGUGGUCGUUUUUCCGAAAUUUGUAUCCCUAUUUUAGAACAAGGUUUUCGUAUUAUUGCUCCUGAUUUACCAGGUUUUGGAAGGUCUAGUGGAUUACAUGCAUAUUUUUCUGAUGUACAAGAACUUGUUGAAGCUGUUCACCUUGUCAUUAAUCAUGUGAAAGAACAAAACUCUCUCACAAACAAAAGUACCAAAACAAUCUUAUUGGGUGAAUCACUUGGAGGAAUGAUUGUUUUAACUUAUGCAAUAAAGUAUCCUGAAACUUUUGAUGCUUUUAAUGCAUUAUGUCCUCUU